Messenger RNA from Vitrella brassicaformis, 3997 nucleotides. NCBI's taxonomy places the organism in Eukaryota, Vitrellaceae. The record is from the annotation of a GenBank genome assembly.
CCCACCACCUCCUCACUGGCCCGCCCCUCCGCCCUUCUUCCUCCGUUUGAAUGGCGGCGAGCCCUUCCCGCCCUUCUUGGGCACCUUGCCAUGCUUCGACACACCUGACGCGUCACGCGGCCUCUCCCCAUCAGAAGGUCUCUUCUUGCCCUUGGCCGCCGGUGGCUGGCCCGCAGCUGCUGCCUGUUGCUGUUGGUGCUUGCCCUUGUGUUUCUUCUUGCCCUUCUUGGCGCUCUGGGGGCCACAACACCGCAACACACACGACAAGGGAUGCACACAGAGAGUGUUGGGGUGGCUCUGUGCAGACUGACCGAUGGUGCGCCAGCAGCUGAAGCAGAUGGUGGCGGUGGCUCCUUGUCUGGGAAGGUGAGCGGUCUCUCGAGCAUGUCGGCUGUGAUGUUGGAUUCGUCCCACGUCUGGACCGCCUCGUUGUGCUUCCGUCGGUCCUUCUUGAUGCGAGACGGGAUGACGUUGGACUCCUGAAACACACAAAGGAGAUGCACUCGCCACACGCGUGUGUGCGUGUGUGUGUGGGUACCUUCUUGAGUUUUGCGACGAAGAAGCCGUCCAUGUUGUGCACGUGGGGGUAGUACCUGACAGACAGACAGACGGACGACAUGAGAGAGGCAGCGACUCCCACCGACACACCAAUCUACCUCCUGGCGUUGUCGAUGGAUGGAUGGAAGCGACGCUCCCGGAAACGGGUCAAUCCUGCACACACGUGGCCAGCCACAUUUGUUUUGUUUGUGCUCUGUGUGUGUGUGGUGUCGUGUGCGUGUGUGUGUGUGUGUGUGUGGGCGCUGACCGUGGACGCCGAAGUUGGGAUCGAUGGCGUCGAUUGGGACCACCUUGACGUGGCGAAUGUGCAAGAUGUGAUCCUGAGAGAGAGGAAACACGUGACCAUGGAUGGGUGUGUGGGGUCAGGUCUGUCCUCGUGUCUGUCGGUGCGUGUCUGACUGACCAGGACGGCCUCGUUCUCCUCCACACUCAGGGAGCACGUCGAAUACCUGCACAAGCAGCCAGGACACGGCAGUGUGCGAGAUACACAUGCGCGUGGCUGGCUGGCUGGCUGGCUUGUUUGUUGGUAGCUGCCUUACACGAUGUAUCCGCCCGUCUUUGAGUUGGCGUCGACCAGGUCGACGGCCACCCGCAGCAGCUCCUUCUGCAGAACCGAAUGCUCCUCGAAAUCCUUCGGACCCUACAAUACAAAAGACACAUAGCCAACACACACACACACACAGAAUGAACACACGGAUGUGAGGAGGGGAAGCGUACAGACCCGUUUGACUUUGACUGAAGCGUCGCGUGCAAUGAUGCCAGCCCCGCUGCAGGGGGCGUCCAGCAGCACCUGCACACACACACACCAGACCGCCAACCAGCCCCAGACAGACACACAGGGGUGCCUCCUGGAGUGUCUGGGGUGGUGUGAGAGAUUUCUCACCCGGUCCACUUUGGGCAGAUGCUCAGCCAGCCUGUCCAAAGAAGCCCAGCAGACAGGCAGCAGAAGCAGCCAUACACACCACACCACUCCAUGCCCCGCACCCCCGCGGGUAGGUACUCUCCCUGUGCUCACUCACUCACUCCUUCACUCACUUUCGUCCAUCCAUGUUGACAACGAUCGAGUUCAGGAUGCCCAUCCGGUGAAGAUUUGCUGCCUGUGGAGUGGAGUCACGAACCAGAUCCAUAUCAUGCUGACCCCCGUGUGUCUGGUCGGUCGCCUCACUGACCAGUGAGGUGCACCGGUCCUUCUUGGCGUCGUUGGCGAAGAUGAUGCCGCUGCUCUUCAUCAGCUGACCUGCACACACACAGCCAGGCCGCACAGACGUACACACAAAUGAACGAUCCUCUCAGGGCUCCUCUUGGCAGGCAGGCAGGCAGGCAGGCAGGCAGGAUGGCAGGAUGGCUUUCUUACCAAUGUAAGUCGUUUUGCCUCCCGGUGCGGCGGCCAUGUCGACGACCUUCUCGCCCGGCUGCGGGGCCAGCGCCAUCACCGGCAGAAAGGAGCUCGCACUCUGAUCGAUGGAUUGACAGACAGACGGGGGGACGUGCACACAGGCAGGGAGGGAUGAGCGGUGAAGGGUGUGCAUGGCUUGCUGGUCAGUGCAGUUAGUUACUUGGAGCAUGUAGUAGCCCGACAUGUACUCUGGCGUCGCUCCUGAUCGACAGACAGCACCAACAAGCUGUGGGUUCGUCCAUGAGGUGGCCGCGUCGCGGCUUGUGUCGCUCUCUCACCGAUGGGCACUGAGCUGGACAAGACCGUCAGGCCCACUUUGGUCCACUCGCCUGAUUGAAGACAGACAGACACACACACGGUGCACCAGGUGACUGACUCACUCACCAAUGGGGUCCACGUUGGCUCCUCUCGCAAUCAGAUUCUGGCACGUUCGAGCAUAUGCACAAGGGCAAGCGCACCAUGCUUGGCUGUAUCCCCGCCGUCUGUCCCUGUGUGUGUGUGUCCACCUGUGCAAGGUCCCUGCGCUUGAUCUUGAGGGUGUUGGUCCGGACUGCACGCACAGACACGCGCACAUGGUAAGCUCGUUUCCACAUCUCCCUCCCUCCCUCCCUCCCUCCCUCCCUCACUUGUGACUGGCCUGGGCUUCUCGUUGGUCUCAAAGAACUCUAUCGCCUGCCAGCCAGCCAGACAGCCAGCCACAUCAAACCUCCAAUCCCACCACCACCACCACCACACAGCAAGGAGUGUUCGACAGGUCUACCUACCUCUUGUGGCGAGAAGAGUUUGAGGAAGUAGUCGGCGAGUUCGGGGCCGUACCCAUAGAAGGAGCUCACGUCCGCAGUCAGCUGAGCCAUCAAAUCAGCGCGCUUCCUGCCUGAACGCACACACACACACACAGCCGCACAGACACACGAUGCCCUUUUGUCUGCUUGUUUCCUGCGUCCGUCUCGCACCUUUCCUGGCCCGCUCGUCCAUCGUCUUCCAGCUCUCCAGCAGCAUCACCGUGUCCUGGAUCCUCUGGUAGAGGGAACAAACCCACGCCACACAGACGUAUGCAGCACACACGCUCGCAAAGUGUGCUUGCUUCGCCCGCCCGACGAACCUGUUUGAUGGCCCCGAGGUCGAACGCGCCCUUCAUGGUGACCCCUCCGCUGAGCUUGGCACCGCCCUCGCCCUCGUCCUGCUGGUCGUCGAUGUUGAGGGUCAUGUCCUCGUCAUCGGCUGGAGCGCCAUCCUGCAUCCCCUCGUAGUCUUCAUCGGCUGCUGCCUCUGCCUCCUCCUCCUCUCGCUGACACACGGAGAGAAGACAGCCAGCUGUCAGCUGGGGCCACGUGUGCAGUGUGACUCCUCGUUAAGGACCCACCUGUCUCUUCCUGUCGAGUCGUCUUGACUUCUUCUCCAUCGUCUCGACGUCAAACUCGUCGUCAUCCUCUUCAUCUUCGUCCUCAUCCUCAUCUGCAGACAUCCAGACGGACGAACUCCAUCCCUUCUUGUGCCGGAUUCUGUGUGUGCAGAUGUGUGUCACCGCACCAUCCUCAUCCUCAUCCUCGUCCUCUUCCGCUUCAUCGUCCAGCAGUGACUUCAGGGCACCACGACUGGCCCCCCCAACAGGUGCACUGACGGGGGAUGGGUGGAUGGGCCGAGAACACAACACAGGCAACGACAAAUCAUACUCGUGUGCGCACAAGUUCACGUACGAGUCGGCUUACUGUGAGGCGCUUUGCCCCUCCAUCUCCUCUCCCUCGUCGGAUGCCUCGCCAUUCUCAUCGAUAUCAUCUUCCUCCUUCUUCUCCUCGGCCUCUGAGUCAAUCAACACAUCAGGAAACAAGACAUUUCACCCAGAACUGCAUGCAUCACUCCCUCCCCCUCCACCGACCCACCCGUCACCUGACCUUCCGUGGCCCUGUCGGCCUGCUUCCUCAGCAGCACCUGCUUCAGCCUCUCCAGGUCUCGCUGUUUUUUCAUCUCUCAGCACAGAUCUAUGCAGUUCCCCUCCACUGUCGGCCUCCUGGCUGCCUGGCUGAGCCGUUCAAGUCCUUUUCG